UUUAAAUUUAUGCGCGCUGUUAAUAACGUGCCGCUAAUGUUAGGCUUCUUUUUUUUCGGGUGCCCACAACUGGCCAACGUAAGACGUUUUGUAUACGUGUGUGAGACAUAUUUAACCAGAAUAUUAAUUUAUUAUCACACAAAUGUCAUCGCAAAAAGUCCAGAACCGGCCUGUGGCCCGUCGCAAGAAGCCAAAGAAUCUGUGGCAGAUGCUCAGAGAGAAAUAUAUUAACUGGAACUACAUUAAAUAUCUGGCAUUCAAUCCGGCAGCUCUGCCGAUUGUUGCUCAGCUGAUUCUUUUGGCCGAGGCGCUGAUUAAUGUGCUGGUUAUUCAUCGUGUACCCUACACCGAGAUCGACUGGGUCGCCUACAUGCAGGAAUGCGAAGGCUUUCUGAAUGGCACCACAAAUUAUACGCAACUGCGAGGUGACACCGGUCCGUUGGUCUAUCCGGCUGCCUUUGUUUACAUAUACUCUGCACUUUAUUAUGUGACAGCCCAUGGCAGAAAUGUGCGUCUGGCUCAGUAUAUAUUCGCUGGCAUCUAUUUACUACAAAUGUGUCUCGUUUUGCGACUUUAUGCUAAGAGUCGAAAGGUGCCGCCCUAUGUCCUGGUAGUGAGUGCCUUUACGUCCUAUCGUAUACAUUCGAUCUAUAUGCUCCGACUCUUCAAUGAUCCGGUGGCCAUUUUACUGUUAUAUGCAUCGCUCAAUCUAUUUCUGGAUAACCGCUGGACAUGGGGCAGCAUUUGCUUUAGCCUAGCAGUGGGCGUCAAGAUGAAUAUUUUACUAUUUGCACCUGCGUUGCUGCUGUUCUACCUGGCCAAUCUGGGAAUGGGCCCAACUAUUAGGCAGCUAUUUAUAUGUGGCGCAAUUCAGCUGUUGAUAGCUCUUCCCUUUCUGUCGCAUCCUAUGGAGUAUCUGCGCGGCAGCUUCGACUUGGGUCGCAUAUUCGAGCACAAAUGGACUGUAAAUUACAGGUUCUUGAGUCGAGAGGUAUUCGAGCAGCGCGAAUUUCAUUUGGCGCUGCUUGGACUGCACUUGCUGCUGCUGCUGAUCUUUGCCAAGCCCACCUGGACAUUCUUUAAGAGCUACCUGCGCUUGCGCGAAGUGCAGCAGCAUAUAUUGCCAGAGAUAAUGCGUAAGAAGCGCGAGGAGCAGAACAAAGCAAAUACCGAUUGGAAAAAGUCGCUAAAAAAGAGCAAAUCUAUAAAAUCCCAGGAGCAGGAGGCACAGGAAGGUGAGGAGGAACUAACUGCAGAGCAAAAAUCCUUUCUCAAGGAGUUCGAGCGGGGACUGAAGCGUAGCACAGGUCAAAAAGCAUCCGCUGCCCCAGUCAAGGAGCCAAAAUCUGAGAAAUUUGACAUCUACUUUGAACCCUGCACCCAGUUGGCUCUGUUGCCUUUCUUCCUGUGCAACUUCAUUGGCGUCGCCUGCGCCCGUUCACUGCAUUAUCAAUUCUACAUUUGGUACUUCCAUUCGUUGCCCUAUUUGGUGUGGUCCACGUCCUAUUCGUUAGGCGUGCGCUUUCUAAUUUUGGGCAUUAUCGAGUAUUGCUGGAAUACCUAUCCUAGCACCAACUAUUCCAGCGCCGCGCUGCACCUGUGUCAUCUGGUAUUGCUGGUAGGCGUGGCGCGUCACGUCUUCCAAAUCAUGAAGCUAAAUGAAAGUAUAAAACAGCAGAACCGCCAACAGCAGCAGCAAGAAAUACCGUUACAAAAUGCUCAGCCAAAUAUGACGAAAAAAAAUCAAUAACCGAAAGAACCCUUAAUUUAAAAUUGAAAAAAUGUUAAAAAAAUGAAUUUUAUUGGAUGUUUUAACUAGUUGAGAAGA
This is a messenger RNA of Drosophila hydei, 1828 nucleotides long. RefSeq names its product lethal(2)neighbour of Tid protein (gene Alg3). The transcript is spliced from 3 exons. The coding region runs from base 143 to 1750 and encodes 535 amino acids. Gene Ontology annotation, cellular component: endoplasmic reticulum. NCBI's taxonomy places the organism in Eukaryota, Metazoa, Arthropoda, Insecta, Diptera, Drosophilidae. The record is from RefSeq and is a predicted model, not a curated record. Gene Ontology annotation, molecular function: dol-P-Man:Man(5)GlcNAc(2)-PP-Dol alpha-1,3-mannosyltransferase activity.